This is a messenger RNA of Cricetulus griseus (Chinese hamster), 2404 nucleotides long. Lineage: Eukaryota; Metazoa; Chordata; Mammalia; Rodentia; Cricetidae. The record is from RefSeq and is a predicted model, not a curated record.
AGGCAGGUGACAAACAUUAUCACCCCAGCUGCGCGCGAUGCAGCCGGUGCAACCAGAUGUUCACAGAAGGGGAAGAAAUGUACCUUCAAGGUUCUACCGUGUGGCAUCCCGACUGUAAACAGUCCACCAAAACAGAGGAGAAGCUUCGGCCACCAAACAUUCAGCACACUUCAUCUGAUUUCUUUUAUCCCAAAAGUCUGAUUCGUCGCACAGGACGGUCCCCAGCUCUACAGCUCUUGUCACCUUGUCUGGUGAACCUCAGCAGAAACCCCAGACAGCCCACCAGGACCUCCUCUGAAAGUAUUUAUUCUAGACCAGGCUCCAGCAUCCCUGGCUCACCAGGCCACACCAUCUAUGCAAAAGUAGACAAUGAAAUACUGGAUUACAAGGACUUAGCAGCCAUCCCCAAGGUCAAGGCAAUUUAUGAUAUUGAGCGUCCAGACCUCAUUACCUACGAGCCAUUCUACACUUCAGGCUAUGAGGACAAGCAGGAGAGACAGAGCCUUGGAGAGUCUCCAAGGACUUUGUCUCCUACUCCAUCAGCAGAAGGUUCCCAGGAUGUUCGGGAUCGGAUGAUCCACCGCUCCACCAGCCAGGGCUCCAUCAAUUCCCCGGUGUACAGCCGCCACAGCUACACUCCGACCACGUCUCGCUCACCACAGCAUUUCCACCGACCUGAGCUUUUGUCUCCUGGUGUGCACAGGUGGUCCCCGCUGCGCACCAGCAGCUGCAGCUCCACCCACAGUGACUCCCGUCCCAACCCCCCCUUCAGACACCACUUCCUCCCCCAUGUCAAAGGCAACGAGCCGUCCAGCGGCCGGAGCUCCCCUCUCCCUUACCGGCCCGACAGCCGCCCUCUAACUCCAACUUACGCUCAGGCCCCUAAACAUUUCCAUGUUCCAGAUCAAGGGAUCAACAUUUACCGAAAACCUCCCAUCUACAAACAGCAUGCUGCCUUGGCAGCCCAGAGCAAGGCUUCAGAAGAUAUCAUCAAGUUUUCCAAGUUCCCAGCAGCCCAGGCACCAGAUCCCAACGAGAUACCAAAGAUUGAGAUGGACCACUGGCCCGGUGCCCCCUUACUUGCCGCCGUAGGAACUCCAGAGACGCCAGACAUGAGACGCAGAUCUAGCGGCAGAGAGGAAGAUGAGGAGGAACUCCUGAGAGGUUGGCAGCUUCAGGAAGAACAACUGAUGAAGCUCAACUCAGGCCUGGGGCAGCUGAUACUGAAGGAAGAAAUGGAGAAGGAGAACCGAGAAAGGGCGUCCCUGCUGGCCAGUCGCUAUGACUCUCCCCUGCACUCAGCUGCACAUGCUCCCUCAACGAAAACUUCGUCUCUCCCUGGUUAUGGCAAGAAUGGCCUUCACCGGCCGGUUUCUACAGACUUUGCUCAGUACAACAGCUAUGGAGACGUCAGCGGCGGAGUUCGAGAUUACCAGACCCUCCCAGAUGGCCACAUGCCGGCAAUGAGAAUGGACCGAGGUGUGUCCAUGCCCAACAUGCUGGAACCAAAGAUAUUUCCAUAUGAAAUGCUCAUGGUGACCAACAGAGGGCGCAACAAAAUCCUAAGAGAUGUGGACAGAACCCGGCUGGAGCGCCACUUAGCCCCAGAAGUAUUUUGGGAAAUCUUUGGGAUGUCCAUACAGGAAUUUGACAAGUUACCUCUUUGGAGACGCAACGACAUGAAGAAAAAGGCUAAACUCUUCUAAGUACCCGGAAUAAGUGACAAUCAGGACAAGGACUUUCAGUGGCAGUGGUGCCUAGAACGUCGUAUUGAGGCCUAGAAUCAUUGAUCAGAGAAUUUAUUUGCUACCAUCUCCCAGCAGCAACACUGAGGGAAAAUCUGAUCUCAGCACCCACCCAUGAACCAGAUCCCUGGUCAAGCAACAGUAACAUUUGCUGAGCAGCAACGGGGUAGAGAUUUGUGUGUUCCCAAACUCAGCACUAACAUCCACACGUGACUAGGUCCACACUGGGGCUCCUUUCGCCUUUAUUUUCCCCUUUAACGGAUGUCUAACUUAGUGCUGCCUAUACCUGUAAGAGCCGGAAGUGCCCUUAGGAAGCCACACGGGAAGGAAUGGCAGGGAGUUCUGAAGUAUGGAUCUAUUUAUUUAUGUACCACUGUGGCUGAGGAGGAGAGACCAGCAUUGAUACGGUAGCAACAAUUUAGUCUUUCCUUGGCAGCCACCCUCUGCUCUGCCUGGGCUCUGGAGGAAUGGAACUCCCUAGGGAACCAGGUAGUUCUGAGCACUCAGCUGAGUACCAGCAAGAAUGACUUGAAUACGCUCCUGUUCCCUUCCUGUGUGCCAGGACCUGGUUGGUCAACUGCUAGGGGGAAAAAUUAAGAGAUAGGAAAAGGAAAAAGAAAUGAAGGAAGCCCCACCCCCACCCCUCCCUGGACUUUUUU